AUGACCGUCGUCUCCUUCACAGUCCUGCUCUGUCUGGGGCUGACUCUGGGCCAUGGGACACCAGUGCUGUCAGGAACUCUCCCUAAGCCUAUCCUCAGAGUACAGCCAGACUCUGUGGUGUCAGAGCAGACUACAGUGACCUUCUUAUGUGAGGGGACCAAGGGAGCCCAAGAAUACCGUCUGUAUAAAUUGGGCUAUUUCAUGAACAAAGAAAUUUCACCAAAUCCUAACAACAAGGCUGAUUUCUCAAUAAAAAUAGGCCUUUAUGAAGCAGGGGAAUAUAUGGGUCAAUAUUGGACCCGUAAUGGAUGGUCAGAGCAUAGUGACUCCCUGGAGCUGGUGGUGACAGGGGCCUACAGUGAACCAGGCCUGUCAGCCAAUCCCAGCCCUGUGGUGACUGAAGAAGGGAGUGUCAAACUGCAGUGUGUCUCAAGCCAACCACAUUAUAAGUUCAUUCUGAUUAAGGAAGGACCACAGAAGUUCCCCUGGAUACUGGACUCAGAGUAUGACCGAUCUACUCAGCAGUACCAGGACCUGUUUUCUGUAGGUCCUGUGACCUCCAGCCAAAGGUGGACAUUCAGAUGCUACAGCUUUGACAGUAAUAGACCACUGGUGUGGUCAAAACCUAGUGACCCCCUGGAGCUUCUGCUCUCAGGUCUGUCCAAGAAGCCCUCUCUGCUGAGUCACCAAGGCCAUAUCCUGGACCCUGGAGAGAGCCUCACCCUGCAGUGUUGCUCUGACAUCAACUAUGACAGAUUUGCUCUGUACAAGGUGGAGGAAGACAUGUUCACCAAGCGGUAUGGCCAGAGGACCCAGGAUGGGCUCACGUUGGCCAGCUUCACCCUGGGCUAUGUGAGCAGCUCUACUGGAGGCCAAUACAGAUGCUAUGGUGCACACAACCUCUCCUCUGAGUGGUCAGCCUCCAGUGAUCCCCUGGACAUCAUGAUCACAGGACAGUCUUUAGCCAUGCCUUCCCUCUCAGUGAAGCCAAACUCCACAGUGCAGUCUGGAGACAACGUGACCCUGCUGUGUCAGUCAGCAUACACGACAGACACUUUCAUUCUGUCCAAGGAGGGAGCAGCACACCAACCCCAGCGAAUGAAAUCCAAGUUCCAAGAUGGGGAGUUCCAGGCAGAAUUCUCCAUGACUGCUGUGAAAGCUGCCCUUUCAGGCACCUACAGGUGCUACAGGUCUCAAGACUCAUCUCCCUACCUGUUGUCACAUGCCAGUGUCGCUGUGGAGCUCUCUGUCUCAGGGACAUUCCGAUGCUAUGGUUACUACAACCAAACCCCACAGCUGUGGUCAGUACCCAGUGAGCCCCUGGAAAUACACAUCUCAGGCCUGUCCAAGAAGCCCUCCUUGCUGAGUCACCAAGGCCAUAUCCUGGACCCUGGAGAGAGCCUCACCCUGCAGUGUUGCUCUGACAUCAACUAUGACAGAUUUGCUCUGUACAAGGUGGGGGAAGACAUCUUCACCAAGCGGUAUGGCCAGAGGACCCAGGAUGGCCUCACGUUGGCCAACUUCACACUGGGCUAUGUGAGCCGCUCUACUGGAGGCCAAUACAGAUGCUAUGGUGCACACAAGCUCUCCUCUGAGUGGUCAGCCUCCAGUGAUCCCCUGGACAUCAUGAUCACAGGUCAGCUUCCUGACAGUCCUUUCCUCUCAGUGAAGCCAAACUCAACAGUGCAGUCUGGAGACAAUGUGACCCUGCUGUGUCAGUCAACAUACAGGACAGACACUUUCAUUCUGUCCUAGGAGGGAGCAGCACACCAACCCCAGCGAAUGAAAUCCAAGUCCCAAGAUGGGGAGUUCCAGGCAGAAUUCUCUAUGACUGCUGCGACCUCUGCCCUCUCAGGCACCUACAGGUGCUACAGGUCUCAAGACUCGUCUCCCUACCUGUUGUCACAUGCCAGUGCCCCUGUGGAGCUCUCUGUCUCAGCUUGUGAGUGUAUGAGGCAAACAGAGACCCCAGAAGCCCAUAUCUUAGAGGGUGGGAUUCAGAACAUGGUGUCCAGAGAGAGGUCUUUUGGCUCAGAUCGAAGGAAUGGACAGAGGAGGCCUGCAGAACCUGAGUUUGCAGUAGGCCUGCCCCACCAUGGUGGUGACAUGGACAAGGGUGGGGCACGGGACCAUGGCCGGGCUGGCCUGCAGAUCCUGAGUCUGCAGUAG
Messenger RNA from Cricetulus griseus (Chinese hamster), 2169 nucleotides. The record is from RefSeq and is a predicted model, not a curated record. Lineage: Eukaryota; Metazoa; Chordata; Mammalia; Rodentia; Cricetidae.